AUGGCUAAUGGACUUUCAAAAAAAGCGAUUCAAAUGGGAUUGGAUGUAGGACCAUCAGCAAUACAAGAGUUAAACAGUUUUAUGAAGAACUUUAUAACAAAACACGUGCCAAAGAGUAAUCAAAAAUUACUGCGAAGAAACUCUAAAAAAGAAUCAUCUCAAAGAAAUCCUAAAAGAACGUUAUUAGCUAAAACUUAUAAUAUGCAAAGCAGUUCCAAUGAAUCUGACUGUU
Messenger RNA from Racocetra persica, 232 nucleotides. Lineage: Eukaryota; Fungi; Glomeromycota; Glomeromycetes; Diversisporales; Gigasporaceae. The record is from the annotation of a GenBank genome assembly.